Molecule: messenger RNA, 2604 nt
Organism: Cryptomeria japonica (Japanese cedar)
Lineage: Eukaryota; Viridiplantae; Streptophyta; Pinopsida; Cupressales; Cupressaceae
Product: G-type lectin S-receptor-like serine/threonine-protein kinase At2g19130
Exons: 1
Coding region: 23-2404 (793 amino acids)
Biological process (GO): recognition of pollen; protein phosphorylation
Molecular function (GO): protein serine/threonine kinase activity; ATP binding
Source: RefSeq, a predicted model, not a curated record
UAUAAAAACUUCCAAUCUGGAAAUGGGAAGGAACGGUCUAUUAGCAUAUAUGAUCUUCGCUCUUACAGUACUAAUUGUAAUUUACAAGUGUGAUGGGUUGGAUGCUGGUAAGAAAGAUUCUCUUUCCGUGGGCGCCUCGCUUCUUGGAAAUGAGACAUUAACUUCAAAGAAUGGCACGUUUGAAUUGGGAUUCUUCAGCCCGAAUGGAAGCAACAACUGGUAUAUUGGCAUCUGGUAUGCCAAAAUACAGGAGAAGAUGGUCGUUUGGGUGGCUAAUAGGGAGAGUCCGGCGAAAAACAGGCCUGGUGUUUUCAAGCUGUCAAAAGGAGGUCAUCUGGGACUGUUUGAUGCAGAGGGCACGUCUCUUUGGUCUGUUAACGUAUCGAACAAGCCCUCGCGGGCCGUGUUAUUAGAUUCUGGCAAUUUUCUAAUGCUGAGCGAUAGCAAUAAAUCUGAGACUGUUUGGCAGAGUUUCGACUAUCCUGUAGACACUUGGUUGCCUGGGAUGUGGUUCGGUGGACGGCAAAAGCUAGUCAGUUGGAAAAGCUCAUUGGAUCCCUCUCCUGGGCUUUUCUCCUUUCACUUUGAUCCAUCUGGAGCUAAACAGUUCGUGCUAACAUGGAACAAUUCUGUCCGGUAUUGGGAGAGCGGAACUUGGGACGGCUCAAUUUUCAGUGGAAUUCCAGAAAUGCCAAACGGAGCCCACUACAGUCUCAGCUUUAAAAAUACUAGCUCUGGUUUGUAUUUGAAUUAUAAACUGCUGGAUGCGAUCUCACGUUUUAUCCAAGUUAAAUCGGGAGGAAUACAAGCAUAUGCUUCCUUUGAUAGCACUAAGUGGAGCAUCACGAAGACUCGCCCCAGAGAUCAAUGCGCUGUAUAUGGUCUUUGUGGCGCUUAUGGAAGCUGCAACUCCAACAAUCUUCAGUUCUGCACCUGUGUUGAAGGCUUCACCCCAGCAGACAAUCGCGCGUUGGAUUCGCAAGAGUGGUGGUCAAGUGGCUGUUUCCGGCAGAAGCCGUUAAACUGCGGUGCCAAAAAUGGAAGCACUGACGAAUUCAUCGACCUUAGUGUGACGUUGCCUGAUCAUUCAGCUUUUCCAUACCCUGCAUCCACAAAGAAAGAAUGCCAGAAAUCCUGCCUCCGCAACUGCUCGUGCACUGGGUUUGCUUUCAAUCCAGCUUCGGGAACCUGCCAAAUCUGGUCAGGAGAUUUGCUAAACAUGCAAAAAUCUCCACCAAAAAGCGGAUGGAAUGUCUCCAUUCGAGUCGCUGCCUCUUCACUUCCAAAGUUUCAUAGACCGUUCUCCACCAAACUGAAAGCCAUAAUUAUUGUGAGUGCUCUCGCUGUUGCUUUUUGUAUCUUAGCAUUUUUAAUAUGGUGGAAGUAUAGGCUACGAUCGAUGGAGAGGUAUGCGGAUUCCUCGAACUCUUUUCUCAGAGUGUUUAGUUACAAUGAGUUGAAGAUAGCAACAAGGAAUUUUAAGUCUAGGUUGGGGAGCGGAGGAUUCGGUUCAGUGUUCAAAGGAUCUCUCACAGACGGCACGCUUGUGGCCGUAAAGAAAUUGGAAGGUUCAAGACAGGGUGAUAAGCAAUUCCGAGCGGAAAUCAGUUCCCUUGGAAACAUACGACAUGGGAAUUUGGUAAGGCUUCGAGGAUUUUGUGCAGAAGGAUCCAGACGCUUACUGAUUUAUGAUUACAUGCCCAACGGCUCUCUAAAUUCCCUACUGUUCACUAGUAACUCCGAAAGUAAAGGUAAGACACUCAACUGGAAAACCCGAUUCGAGAUCGCUUUAGGCACUGCACGAGGUUUAGUCUAUCUCCACCAGGAAUGCAGAGAUUGCAUCAUUCACGGCGAUAUUAAGCCCGAGAACGUUCUUUUGGACAGUGAUUUUUCACCAAAGUUGGCAGAUUUUGGGUUUGCAAAGCUUGUGGGUAGAGAUUUCAGCCACGUACUGACCACAACGAGAGGAACGAGAGGUUAUUUGGCCCCCGAGUGGAUCUCCGGUCUUCCCAUCACUACCAAGGUUGAUGUUUACAGUUUUGGUAUCACGCUCUUGGAAAUCAUUUCAGGCCGAAGAACUUUGGAUUUAAACGUGCAAGAUCCAGACAAGUAUUACCUUCCUGCGUGGGCUGCAGCUCAAAUUUACCAGGGGAAGACUAUUAAUAUUGUGGAGGAAGGUAUUGCAGAGGAGGCAGAUAUUGAAGAAGUGAGAAGACCAGGCAUUGUAGGGUUGUUAUGCAUAGAAAGGGAGGAAGAGAUGAGGCCAAGCAUGGAACAAGUGGUGCGGAUGCUGGAAGGGACAAUGGAGCCUCAAACUCCGCAGGUGACGACCUCUGCAGUCAAGGACAAACAAGCAGACCGAAGCGACACCGAUAACGAUAGGAGUGACAAUGUUGUUAGCUAGAUUAAUCUAAGUGUUGGAUAGUGAUGCAAGGUGUGCAAUUGGAAAUAUAAUUAGUAAUAUGAAGAAUGUAGUUGGAGUUGGGCACAUAUUCUAAAUUAUGUUUUAGUGUUUUUGAUAAAUAUUUAUAGAUGGUGACUUAUCAUGUUUUAGAAGUUUCUUUGUUUGUAAUACAGUGAACUGUUUUAUUUUAGAGGCUUCAA